Procambarus clarkii (red swamp crayfish) is the source of this 11974-nucleotide messenger RNA. RefSeq names its product dynein axonemal heavy chain 2. NCBI's taxonomy places the organism in Eukaryota, Metazoa, Arthropoda, Malacostraca, Decapoda, Cambaridae. Gene Ontology annotation, cellular component: 9+2 motile cilium; dynein complex. Gene Ontology annotation, biological process: cilium movement involved in cell motility. The record is from RefSeq and is a predicted model, not a curated record. Gene Ontology annotation, molecular function: minus-end-directed microtubule motor activity; ATP hydrolysis activity; dynein intermediate chain binding.
UUUAACACCUUCAUGACAAGAAUGUCUCGCGAUGAGGCACAGAUGUUUGAGGGCCAAAUACAGAAGACGGUGAAGGCCUUCUUUCCCGGCCUCUGCUCCAUUAGCUGGAUGCAACGGCAGCAGACGGGCGCCCUUCUGGCCAAAUGCAACAUCAUAGUGCGCACAGUGCAAGACCAAGUCACCCAGUACUUGAAUGUCAACCAGAAUCUCUCAAGCAUUCUCAUGAAAACUAAAGAAUUGGCUCUAUACACCAACGAUGGCGAAAAGGUCUACCAGAACGACGAAUUUCAGGAAGACCUUAUUAACCAGCUCGACACCACAAUUAAUAUUGUGAAGACGGAGUUUCUUCAAAUGGAAGAUAUACUGGAUACCUUGUACAAGAAGUUAAUAAACAGAUCCAUCGCCAAGUCUGAGGAGGCGUGGUUUGCAUAUGUGUUAAGAAUUGACAAUCUCCUCUUGGACUGCCAGAAAGAAAUUUUGAGGAAAUCUCUCUUGUCAUUUGAGGGGAUGUUAAUGGGCUCCAGAAGUUGCCCUACAGAACAACUUGCCUCGGUUUUUAAGCUUUCAAUUAGUCUCACAAACACCAAAAUCGUAUGCAAGCCCUCAGUAAAUCGAUUACUAAAAAUUGUGAAUUCCCUUAAAACUCAGUUUUCCGAGAGUCUGGUAAAAAUACCAUGUCUUCUUCGGCGCUUUGCUCUUGAAAAGGCUAAAGCUCACAACCAUUUGGAAACUCUCGAUGACGAACUUUGUGAUAAGCUACAGAAAAAGUUGUCGGUUGAGUUCCAGAUGCAAGUAGAUAACUUGAAAGAUAAAUUGGAGCAGUGGCAGGAGUACCGCGAUUUGUGGGAGGUGAAUAGAAAAGAAUUCUUCGAACACUACCUCAAAAGUGCCAAGUCUGUCUAUGUGUUCGAGACGGAUAUUAUGACAUUUGAAAAGAAAGUGAGAGAAAUCGAAAAUGUUGACGAUCAUUUGAAAGUUGGGACAUUCUACAUCAAUUCUGUAAAGUUGAAGAAACAGCUCAUUAAACUUUGCAGGUCUUGGAUAUCAGAGUUCGAAGACAAUCUUUAUAAGAUAGCCUCACAUAAACUGGAAUCAUUGUACACUUAUAGCAAAGAAACAAGAGUCUUACUCACAAGCAAUCCACAAGCCAUACCUUCUCUUCUCUCUUCUGCUGAGGAAUGUCAUUUAGCGAGACAGCAACUAAUGAAUUACAGGAAUGAGUUCGAGCCUGUCCGAGAGCAGUUCGAGGUAUUAAAAAAGUAUCAUUACAAGUUCCCUUCGAGUGUAAACAAACGUUUAGCUCAGUUGGAGGACGAAUGGGACGCUGUGGAGUCCUCGCUAACUAACAAGAUACUUGAGCUGAACACGGCACUCGAUACCUACAGGAAGGCAUACACCGACCGCUCAGAAUUAGUCAUGGAAGAAGUUGAGGGUCUUAAGGUGCAGUUCAGGCAAAUGCUGCCGACUAGAUGUGACAAAACGGUUUUAGAGGCAACUGAAAACAUUGGAAAGCUAAACUGUAUGAUGAGAGACAUUGUCAAUAAGUUGGUUAUUAACGAGACUUUGGAGCUCCUGUCACUUCCAGUGAUUGAAUUUCUGGAACUCGCAGCCUUUCAGCAUGACCUUGUGUCCGUAGAGAAAAUGUGGAAACUAGUGGAGGAGUGGCAGAAGACCUGGGACACUUGGGCGGCAAUAGUUGUUUGGGAAGUAAGUGCGGUUGCACUUCAGGACACGUUAUCUACUUAUGGUCACAAAAUAAGGGCAAUACAGCCUUUUGCUGCUUGUGCUGAAGGCGACUUUGAGGACAGAUCUGCUCUGGGAGAGAGUGAAUGGGAGUUUAAGGAGGAAAUUUUAUCUAGAAUAGAAUUAUGCAAGCUUUUAGUGCCUCUUACGCUAAAUCUACAAAACGCCAAUCUUAAAGACCAUCACUGGUCUCAGAUAAAGUCUCUCGUCAAGACGGAAUUUGAUAAAGAUUCAGAAGCGUUCACUCUUGGGUUCCUCCAGAAGCUCAAUUUAACAUCAUACAAAAAAGAAAUGACUGCCAUCAUGAUAGAUUCAACAGAAGAGACGAAGAUUGUUAAUGACAUCCAAGAUAUAAGACACCUGGCCUCGCAGAUAACUCUCAGCCUUAAGCCCAUUGCCUCCAUGGGCGUGUCUGUGGUCGAAUCUACAGUGGAAGCAAACUCAACUAUUGCAGAACUGAAUAUGAGGCUGCAGAUACUGUCUGCCUCACACCAUGCCAGACCAUAUAUAGCAGACAUUGAGGAUAUUCGCUCUAUGCUCUCAUCUAUGAUAAAUUUCCUUGAAAAUGUAGAGGCGCUGCAAAAGAAGUGGGCCAUGUGGGAGCCUUUCUUUCACGUGGCAGACGUGAGGCUUCACCUGAUGCAAGCGACAGCGAUCUUCGACUCUUUGAACGAGCGUUGGAGAAAGUUAUCGACACUCAUGACCUCAGAACACUUCCUGAAAGCUGUUGCUCUUCAGGAGAACCUCCAAGAGGAAGUCAAGUUUUUGUCGGAAGAGUUUAACAACAUCGCUCAACACGUCAAGCCUUAUCUUCAAGACCGAAAAGAGCAAUAUUCACGAUUUUGGCUUUUGUCUGAUGACGACCUUGUCUCAGCCAUAUCUACUGUGUUGGACGGACAACAUGCAAAGCCAUUUCUGUCGAAGUUAUUUACAAAUGUAGCCAAAAUAAAGCAGGAAAAAAAUAGUCACUUAGGAGCACUGGAAAUUAUCGGAGUAUAUUCUAAAGAGGGCGAAUUCCUCGAACUAAAUUCUUACAUUCCCAUUCUUGGUUCUUUUGACUCCUGGCUCAAGAACCUCUCUUCUGGCAUAGAAGCAACACUUAAAGAUAACGUGAAGCAGUGUAGAAAGAGCAUGAAGUCUGUUACGAUGAAAGUAGAUGAUAUUGUAAAACUAUGGCCCAUCCAGGUCACUGUAAUCGCUUUUGUCAUGCACUGGACAGUAGAAAUAAGUCGAGCUCUGGCUAAAUUUAAAGGGCAUUUAAAUUCAGAUCAUCUCCAAGUAUUUAAAAAGAAAGCGAGGGACUCACAGCUGAGGCUCGACGGCAGUCUGCAGGGAAACUUAUCCAAGCUCAUGCGAGAGAAAAUUCGCUUGUUUUAUCUCACAGUUCUCCAGAUGAGAGACUUCCUCACCUCGGCGUCUGAAAGCAGGAAAGGUCUCUCGAGUGAGAACGAAAUGCUGCUACGAUACACCUGGGAUAAAGAUUCCGACAACAUGUUCCUGCAGAUCGGAGCCAUUAACUUGACUUACUCGUGGGAAUAUCAGGGAUUGUGGUCCUUUGCUGCAUUUACUCCAUCCAUGACUCGCUCCAUUCUUAACCUCUCAAGAGUACUGUCUCGGGGCGUGGCUGUUGGCGUGCUGGGUUCUGACGACUGUGGGAAAACAGAGACUAUUAAGACGAUGGCUCAACUUCAUGGUCGCCACCUGGUCAUAAUAGCCUGCACUCCUACCCUCACUUCUGUUCAACUGGUGCAGUACCUCUUAGGAACCUGCCAAUCUCACUCUUGGCUACUGCUAGAGGACGCUCACCACCUCGAUCUCGAUGUUGUGCCAGUUCUCGGGGAGAUGCUCCGGGUGGUGCAAGACGCCCAACGAGUGGUGACCGCUGCAGCAGGAGCUAAGGCUGGUGGUGGUGGGGGGACGAGGGGCAGCAAGCUGCACCAACCACCAACCAAGAUUCUGGAAGGGGUGGAAAUGGCUGUGUCCCCUCUGGCUGCUGUUCUUCUCGAGAUGGUACCCAGCCACCCUUCUUCUCUCAAGACAAUGGACAUACUGAAGCAACAGUGUAAGCCUGUUGUCAUCUUUCCUCCGGAUUUACAGGUGAUAACGGAGUGUGUGAUGCUGGUGGAAGGCUUCAAGGAGUUCCGGACUCUGUCGGUAAAGGUGAGCGAGGCUGUAGAGAGCUUGGCCACGGCGCUCCCUACCCGCUACCGGUGGCACCUGAGCACCAGGAGUCCCUCCGCUAUCGUCGCCCUGGCCAAGGACAUCAUGAAGAGGAUGCCUGAAAUUGACGAAAUUGACACCGUUCCUCUCGCCUUGAGAGAGUACUUAAUGCCGCAGCUGAAAGAUAAUGACUUGCCAGUGUUCAAGGAGGUGUUUGAGCUGCUGUUCCCAGAUUUCGACGCUGUAUCUCCGGCCAACGAUGUACUGAAAGAAGCUCUAGUAAUAGAAAUGAAGGAGAAUAAUUUAAUUGUCAAAGACUAUUUUAUCGAGAAAGUUCUUAAAUUACAUGAGGCUAUUUCCAAAAACCAAUUUGUUUUACUAUUUGGAAAUUCUGGUUCAGGGAAAUCCACAGCACUGAAGAUGCUUGAAAAGACGAUCAACAGACUUAACGAUGAAAAAAACGCAAGCUUCAAACCUACCAAGAUGGCCGUACUCAAUCCUCUGAUACUUGAGCAUGACGUACUGUACGGUCCUGGUGAAGAAGUAGCGGUGAAGGCGGGUGAGGGAUACCUUCCUCAUGCGAUCAGGAGACUACAGAAAUCUGACCUUGCCUCUGAAAACUGGCUCAUCUUGGAAGGACCUCGAAAACAUUGCUGGCUCAAGAACUUCUUUCAUCACGUGCAUUUCACAAACAAUAAUUUCCUCACUGGCCAUCGACAAACAAUCUCACUUCCCAGUAACUUGAAGAUUAUGCUUGAGGUCUCUGGAGACAUUAGUCACCUCUCCCCAGCCGAGUUGACCUCUUGCUACGCCGUCUUCUUCCCUCCACAACACCAUUUGUGGGAGGACAUCAUCCAGAGCUGGCGAGCUACCAUUACAAAUAACAGGAUCUCACGAGCGCUGCAGACCUUAAUAAAGAAGAAUCUUCCGAACUUUAUAAAUAUCCUCGACUCGGAAACUAUCACAAAGCCACAUAUGAUUAUGAAAGCCAAGGCAUUUGUGGCUAUCAUGAAAUCUUUUAUGGACACUGAACUAGUUAAAGCCGAUCCAGAGGAUUGGGUAGCUAGGCUUUCACCAGUGUUCAUAUUCAGCAUCAUUUGGUCUUUCGGGGCUGAUAUCUCCGCCGCAGAGGCUGCAGAGUUCCAGGAGGUGGUGACAAGGAUGAUCGAGGACGUUCCGGAGGGCGGCAUUUAUGACUACUAUGUAGAUAUAUCCACUGGACACUUUGCCCCAUGGAACAAACUAGCACCAAGUUUAGAAGAACUUCCUCUGCGCAUUCCAGUAAUUGAAUAUAGUGUCAUUCCCACGAACAGAAUUAUUAAAUUCUCAAAGAUAGCCCAAAUGUUAAUGGCUGAGGGUAUUCCUGUUCUUCUCAAAGGUGUUCCUGGAUCAGGUAAAACUACCAUUAUUAAUGUAUUAAGACAGACUCCCGAUCCCACGAAAGAGGUGAUGGUACUCAGCCAAACAGCGUGUACUCAUGCUAAGGAUAUUCAAAGCACUAUUGAAAACAGUCUUAUUAAGCAAGGUAAGAAUGUUCUUGCCUGUAAAAAAUCUAAGUUACAUUUGUUGAUUGAUGAUCUUCAUUGUACUGACGGAGACAGACAUUUACAUGAAAUUCUGGCGACAGUAAAGUUCACUGCAAAUAAUCGGAAACUGUAUAGCCAUGAGAGCAUGACCUUUCUUAAGAUUCCAGAAAUAUGUUACAUGUUUACUUUUCAAGCGACAGAUUGUGACUUUGGUCAAGAAAAAACGCAAGAGAUAAAAGACCAUGUUGAAACUUACUGGCCGGAGUCGCUUCACAUUCUGACAAUGUCAGAUUUGGGGAAUGAAGAGUUGGAAGCAAUCUUCAGUCAGCUGUAUGAUAAAACUCUUGGACAUUUUGAACAGGAAGUGAAAUGUUUAAAGUCCGUGGUAGCUGAAGGAAUUAUUUACCUCUAUCAACGCAUGGGAGAGAAGAGCCAGACUGUGUGUGGAGAUCAUCUGCCUCUCAUCCAUCAUCCUCGACAAAUAGUAUCAGUGCUGAAGGGUCUUCAACUAGCAGAUGAAGAAACACAAGAUCGAGACAACUUCUUGAAACAUCUUACCCAUGAGUGUUACAGAGUGUUCCAUGAUUUAGGCGUUCUACCUUCAUCCGACUUUGACAGCUUAAUGAACCAAGUUCUCUCAGAAUUUCUCUGCAUAAGUCUCAACGCCGUCAGUGCGGAUCCCGCCUCGUUUUUACUGACGCGGCUUGGCAACAACGACAACUUUUACGAAGAUUCAGAUAUAGAGAAGCUACGACCGAUUCUACAAAGCGCUGGAAAGGCUCUUGUUGGCGAAAAUAAAAUGUUCGCAAUCCACAACAGCCUCGUUCACCAUACUGUUCGUCUUCUGAGAAUUCUAGAAUGUCACGGUGCCAGGGGAGGAAGGCCUACGGAGGACACGUGCUCUUCAGCAGUGCCAGAGGGUAUUGGGGGCCACCUAAUACUGGUUGGUCCUGAGGGCUGUGGGAAGAAAACAUGUGGGCGUCUCGCAGCCUCGGUUGCUGGCUACAAAAUCUAUGACGUUAUUGGAACUGAAACUGAAGCAACAGUCCAAACUAAAAAUAUCAUCACAGAUUUAGAGAUGGACAUCCCAGUUCUUGCAAUAGUUGACUGGAAUAUUUUGGAAAAUGCUAGGAAUUUGAAAUUUUUGAAUGAUUUACUUGUAGAACAACAAUAUACAGACAAGGCAAAAGACUGGCGAACUAACGUCAAAGUUUGUAUAUCAGUUCCAGCCUUGGAAGAAGCUCAUGAGAUCAUGAAAUACUUACCUGCUGUUUCAGCUUUCUACAGUGUUGACACUUUCCAUAAAUGGUGUGAGGAGGACCUACAAAGCAUCGGAAAGCAAAUUCUUAUGGAAUCUCUAGACGAAAAUAUCGCAGAGAUAAAAGCCCAAGCUGUGUCAGAAGUAAUGGCUUUCAUACACUGCAACACAGGAUCGAACCCUUCUGCAAGAUUUUUAGAAUUUGUCACAGUGUUUCUACAAGUGCAUAACAAGCUGCUUAGUGAUAUCGUUAAAGACAAGGAAAGACUCAAAAUAAGUAUUGUGAAGUAUGAAGACACUCAGAAGCGGGUGACAGAACUCUCAAAACAGCUGGAGGAGCAGCGGGCACAGGUGACCUACAUCCAGCAGUCUUGUGGGGGUGUUGUCCUCAAGAUGAGAAACAUCAAGUCUGAGCAGGGAAGGCUGGAGCAGGACCUGGCCAAGAAUGCUGUGCUGCUGAAGAGACAGAAGGACGAGUCAACCAGAAUAGGAGAACUCAUCAGCCGUGACCUUACUGCCCCUAAGCUAGAAAUGAGAGCCAUUCAUCGCAAGUUGGAUCGUAUUACUAAAGCAGAAUUCGAAAGUCUGAAGAGCCUUGGAAGGCCACCAAAAUGUUUAGAAUUAGUAUUCGAUGCUGUGCUUACAACGCUUGGGUUAGAUCCAUCGUGGAACGAAGCUAAAAAACAAAUGUCAAAUGGAUUAAAUUUUGUAUCGUCUAUUAGAAAACUUUCCGUCGAGGACACAAAUGAAAAAAUUCUUUCAAGGAUCCAGUCCUACCUGAAAAUGGAUGAAUUAAACAUUGACAAAGUUGCAAAGGAAUCUUUAACAACAGCAACUUUUCUCAGUUGGUUACAUACAUUUGAGAAAUAUGUUAGAGUGUACAAGGACUACCAUCCACUCAAAGUACAGGCAGACGUAAUCGGCAGAGACAUCGAAGCAACGGAGGAGGCCAUUAAGCGCUAUGGAGACGAUCUAGCUGGGUUCAGCAUGGAGCAUCACAUUCUUAUGGCGCAACUGAAGGAGAAGGAACAUCACCUGGAGGCUGCUGAAGAGGAGAUGAAGGUCCUGGAGGGCAGGAUACAGCUCGCCCAGAAGGUGAUGGCACAGUUGGGCGAGAAUAAGAUACACUGGGAAGAAGCUCUCUCUCACUCCAGCGUAAACCUUCGCAACAUCUUUGGUGAUGCCGUCUUGGCUUCAGCUUUUGUGACUUAUAUUGGAGGAUUUACAUAUUAUGAGCGACAAAUUAUCCUUAAAAAAUGGCAAGAGAAAAUGGACGAAUUGUGCAUAUUUUACACUAAAGAAAGAAACGUUCUGGACAUUUUAGCUCCUUUGGAGUCACAGGUUAGAUGGCAUGAGGAAGGUCUGCCUAUAGAUGCAUUUUCCCUCGAAAAUGCUGCAGUCAUUUGUAACUCUAGCCUUUCGCAACUGGUCCUUGAUCCACACAGCAUACUUGACCAGUGGAUCUGCAAAUGGAAGGACUCAGUGGAAGUUGACCUUAACAAGAGUGAUUACAUAGACGAAAUUGAGGAUAUUAUGAAUAAAGGAAUGACUUGUGUAAUAAUACAAGAAGAACUAUCACUUCCAAUACAUAUCCUUCAAAUUCUUGAAAUGGAGCCAAUAAGGUCAGAUGAUGACACCAACAAAACGUUCAUAAAAGUCGGAGAAAAGAAGAUGCAAAUCCACGAGAGCUUUAAGCUUAUAAUACUAUUAAAACAGAGAGAAACUCGCAUCAGCAACAAUAUUAGAACUCUGGUCAGUGUAGUGAAUAUGGAGAGUCAGCAAGAAGGUCUGGAAAUGCUCCUGACGGCUCGGGUCGCCUCCCACUGUCAGCCGGACUUGACUGAGAUGCUGAAGAAAACCGAAUGGGACUUACUGGACCGACAAAAGCAGCUCGCUGAACAAGAAGAGGCAAUAAGGAAUCUUAUGUCCCGCUUUGAUGAUGACGUUCUAGAGGAGAGUACUCUCAUGGAGAUGCUGCAGACGGCGUGCGCAAAGGCGGCCGAAGCUAAGAAGAAAUGCCACGACCUCCGCAAAACUCUGGAUUCAGCCAAGGAAGGGACUAACGCAUACAGGAAAAUUGCAGAGUUGAUGACGCGACUUUAUCUGAUGGUGGAGCGCUUUUCCCGCUUGCAGCCUUCCCUCACGAUAGGGAUAAACCGCUUCAGCAUCCUCAUCUUAGGCGAUAUGCAGUCUCAGAGCCUUGCACCGCCCUGGGGGAGGAUGUUGGACAGUAACACCGUCAUCAAGAUGCUCCAGUCACUCUACCGACACUUGCAGGAGCAAGUGAGCCGGAUCUCCUUGGUGACUGUGGGACUCCUUCUGGCCAUGUGGUACGAGCGUCACCUCGGCCUCCUGACUCCUCAGUUCUGUUCUCUCCUUUACACUCCUUUGCUAACGCAGGUCGGCCCUCCGUACUGCCCAUUAGACCUCAGACCUCUCCUCAACUCAGAGUCCAACAUUAUGAGCCUACAGCCCUUGCAGACUAAUCCAGCCAGAGCUUCGCGUCCCAAUUGGCUCACAGAACGACAGUGGGCCCAGGUGUUGGCUCUGUCAACCGUUGAACCAUUCUGUGAACUGCCGGACCAUAUGCUGACCUAUAAACAUUUGUGGCGUGUGUGGUAUAUCACGGAACAGCCCGAGGCAGGAGCACUUCCAAAAAAAAUGGAGAGAAAAAUACGAGGCAUAGCUAAACUAAUUCUUAUUAACUGCCUAAGAUCAGAUCGCCUGGAUGAAGCAGCCAUGCUAUACGUUCAGCGAGUUCUGAAACAAGAGGCUAGCGAAGCCACAGCCAAGGCUCUACUCUCCGCGGCAAGUAAAGGCACUGCCUCAGAGCCCAUCAUCGUCUACAGCUCGGAGCCGCUGGAUAUAGAAUACAUUCUGCAGCAAGUUCAGCCCCUCUGCCACCCUAUCCUGUCAUCUUAUCCCGAGUCCCUGGACGUGUUGGCUCUGGGUCAGGGCAGGGAGCGGAGCCUCAGUGUGCGCCUGCACCAUUCUGCUCAGAAGGGUUACUGGAUGCUUCUGAAAAAGAGCACGGCUGCUGCCUCAUGCAUUAACUACCUAAAAGAACUUCUUAGAGAUGACUUGAUUAAAACAGCGCAUAAACGAUUUCAGGUUUGGAUGUACUUUAACAGCGAUGAUGAGUUGCCAAGCAGCUUAAUGACUUCCUGCCAUAAGGUCUAUUUAUGUUUACCAUCAACAAUCAAGGAAUACCUGCAUCAUUUGUAUGAACUUGUCGGAGAGAGUCGCUUGUCAGUCUACAGCAAUGAGUGGAGCAAAUGGUGCCUGCUCAGUCUCGCCCUGUUCCAUAUAGCAUUUGUGACGCGACAGACUCUAGAAAACAACAGUACUCCUGUUGCACAGAUCCUCGGGGAUGCUCAGUGGGAGGAGGCAGAGAAUGUACUGAGGACUCUGGUGGCCGGGAGUCUCCCUCCAAACAGCAGCAUCCUCCCGACCCUUACGGCCCAGCUCACUGAUAUCUAUGUCUCUGGGGCACUGACUGAGGAAAGUCACAAUGUUCUCGCCCAGCUCCUGCACGUCUAUGUCUCUCCUGAAGCUAUACAGAAUGUCCCAGGGAGAGUCUCUGCUCUCACCCACUUUACUGUGCCCAAAACCACCUCGCUGGUGGACCACGUGACUCAGAUGGAAUUCAUCUACCUGGCUCAAGCUGUCUCCUUGACCGGCGUCGCACCGAUGGUCAUCCUAAAGAACCAGAGAGACGAGGCUCGAGAUAUUAAUAUUGCUCUACGAACCAUCCACGAAACCCCAACAUUAAGCCACUCUGUUAAAGAAAUUGAUUGGUUAAAAGGUUUUAAUACUAAGAAAUUUAAGAAAAUACAAAAAUUACAAGUCCAAGGGUCUCUUCAAUCAAUCAUAAAGCAGGAGAUUGACGAGUAUAUUAAAACUUCAGAAAACACAUCAAUAAAACUAAAGGUUUGCAAUGACUCAAAUUCCCUCUUGGAGGCCCUUGAGGGUAGCGUUCCGGACUUAGACGUAACGUGUGAAGGUGAUGAUCUGCAGAAGAUUGAAGCAAAAUUAGACCGGCUGAAGGCAAGAGGUAACUUUCUUUAUGACAUGGUGAAUCGAGCUGAGCAGCCACGGACCAUUCGACUGGGAUUGCUGUGGGAACCUGCAGCAAUGUGGGCGGCAGUCACCCGCAGCUGCUGGGGUGAGAUCUGCGCGGUUGGACUAGAGGUGGUCGUGGCCACCAAAACUCUGUGCGCUGGUCUGGCUGCUAAAGGAGGCGAAGCAGAAGGUAAAGCCGUGAGUGAGGAGGACGAGAGCACCACGCUGGUGCUGGAGAAGUUGGUGCUUCUCGGAGCACUAUGGGACCCCACAUCCGAAGAGGUGAUGACGGAGACGCUAGGGUCCAGCUUGCCAGCCUCCACCACUCUCGACCUAAGCAUCAUGCAGUGCACACCACGGGUCAAAAAGAUGUUGCGGAAAUCAAGCAGAGUACACCGGACUCCGGUACACAUGAGCGAGGACCCGAUGGCUCCGCCGCUCUUCUGGGUCCACAUGCCCCUCUCUGCCUCCAUCACCAGCCACGUCUGCCUCCUUAGCGGCGUCCGUCUCCUCGCGUCCUGAACCCCUCUACUGUAGUAGUAGUCCUCUCUGGUACCUCCUUGAGAAAUAAAAGAAUUCUUGAGGUGUUCUGAAGAAGUAGUCCCAGUUGGCACGUCUUAAAGUGUCCUGAGAAAAGUAAUCUCAGUUGGCACGUCACGAAGUUUCCUGGGGACAUUAGUUCUUGUAACACAUCUUGAUGUUCUGAGAAAGUAGUCCAUAGCAACUGUUCUUGAGAAAUUGAUCUUCAUGUUAUUAUCAACUGGCGUGUCGUAAAGCAUCCGGUGAGGAAGUUUCUUCACAUAUUUUCAAAGCAUGUCCAGAAGCGACUAGUAGGUAACAACACUGUUAUACAUAACAAGGACAGGUAUAAUGUCCUUCUAGCACUAGAAGGGUCGAUCUUGUACGUGUGGCUUCCGAGGAUCAACAGCCCCGCGGCCCGGUCUCCCGGACCCGGUAUGGUCAUUGUCUAUCUCUGGUUAUGCAAAGGUUAUCUCUGUGUUAAAAUCAGGGCCAGAGCUGUCAAAUGGUACAUAUUCAAGUAAACAUUUUCCAGAUAUUAUGUAUUUCUUAUUACAUCUAUUUAGUAUUAGCAUAAGUUCAAAUUAAAUUAAAUUUCUACACAAUAUUGGUAAAAAUAUGUAGAAAUAUAUAUACAUAUAUAAACUUAUGAUAACUAGCCUUGUACCUUGCAUGUAACCGAUGUUGUAAUCCUUUUUGUGUAAUU